This is a messenger RNA of Lytechinus variegatus (green sea urchin), 3549 nucleotides long. RefSeq names its product cholesterol 7-desaturase nvd-like. Gene Ontology annotation, cellular component: chloroplast. Gene Ontology annotation, biological process: cholesterol metabolic process; chlorophyll biosynthetic process. Lineage: Eukaryota; Metazoa; Echinodermata; Echinoidea; Temnopleuroida; Toxopneustidae. The transcript is spliced from 7 exons. The record is from RefSeq and is a predicted model, not a curated record. Gene Ontology annotation, molecular function: chlorophyllide a oxygenase activity; 2 iron, 2 sulfur cluster binding. Bases 313 to 1725 code for a protein of 470 amino acids.
CGCGCAGCAAUUCGAAUGGUUGAUUUCUCGCUUAUUGAUUUUGUACGGUGCUUAGAUACCGGUACCACGAUAUUGACUAUAGAGAUUAGAAAGCUAGCUAGCGGUGCUGCGCUGGGUACUAGGUUCUUCAGGCGAAUGAAUGAAGUGAUGGUUUGAUAACGUUGAGCUAACGGUCACGGUACUUACGCAACACUGAGAGAAGAGGAUCUCGUCGUAUAUACAGACAGCAGGAACGCAGUUUGAGCUUAGCUCUGCUCAAUUGCACUGUGAAUUGAUUCUCAUUUGUUUACAGGACUCUGGAACCGAUUAAACAUGGCUUCAUUUUGUGCAUCAAAGUUCUUGCCAGGCCUUAUCCUCAUGCUUGGCCUUGGAAUAGCAGUCGCUCUUGCCAGCAAUACUCCAACCCUCUCGCUGUUGAAAGAUAACCUGAAAGUCAUGAACAUGCCAUUGAGUGACUGGACUCACAUCCUAGCAACCAACUUCACUAAUUUUGUAGCAUCUCAGACGCUUCUAACGCUCUUCAUAUUCGGUGUUGCCGUCUAUGUUUUCCGUUAUCUCUACCAGCUAUUCCUAACCCCUUUAAACCUGAAUAGGGAGUUGGGUGAUGUCGGGUAUAUCCUUGAUGGAAAGAAGAAAAGAGAUGUGGUGAAUGAGAUCAGGAGAAGAAGGAAAGAAGGACAACUCCCACCCAUCUACCCCAAUGGAUGGAUUCCGUUAAUUGCUUCCUUAGACUUGGUUAAAGGAGAUGUCAAGUAUAUAACUGCUGUAGGAAAUGAUUUUGCAGUUUAUAGAGGAGAGGAUGGAGAAGCCUAUGCUAUCGAUGCCUACUGUCCUCAUCUUGGGGCUAACAUGGCUAUUGGAGGGAUGGUCAAGGGCAACUGCUUGUCCUGCCCCUUCCAUGGAUGGGCGUUCGAGGGAAAGGAGGGAAAAUGCGUUGACAUUCCGUACCAGGAAGAAGGGAAAUCUGUACCUAACCAGGCUAAGGUGAAGUCAUGGCAGGUAAUAGAACAGAACGGGUUCGUCUUGGUGUGGCACGACGCUGAGGGAAGGGAGCCCUCGUGGUACCCAGAAAACAUCUCAGAUUCAGAAUGGGGCAAGAUGUACCACCAUGGAACCACAAAGCAUUCCAUAGCCGCUCAUGUGGAGGAAAUAUCUGAGAAUGGGGCUGAUUGUCAACAUUUGUCAUUUAUCCAUGGAGCUUUUAUGGGCAGUGGGAACGACCUCAGAUACAUGGGAAGCAAGUUGUGGAGCUGGGCUUCCCAUUCCUGGGGAGGUACAUGGGAACAAGACCCGGACCAUAAGCACAUUGGUGUGAUGACGGUCUACCACGCUUUUAGCUUGUUUGGGAUGCCCAUAAAGGUCACCAAAACCGAGAGCAGAGCCAGACAGAAUGGACCAGCCCAUGUACUCCUCCAUUUCUUUCUGCCUAUUGGCAGGGCUACUAUCGUGAUAGGGGUGACACCGAUUGAGCCUCUUACUCAACUUGUAACUCAGCAUGUAUUUGCCUCAAGAUUCAUACCACGUUGGUUGGCAAAGUCCUUCCUUUAUGCAGAAUAUGUCCAGUUUGAACGCGACAUAAUGGUGUGGAACUACAAGACCUACCAAAGGAAGCCCAUCCUUGUUUCUGAAGAUCGACUCAUCGCCAAACACCGAAGAUGGUACUCACAGUUCUUCUCAGAGAACAGUCCCCGGUUUGAAGAUAAGAAGCCUUCCCUUGAUUGGUGAUCCGUGCCUGUAAUAUCUUUGUGCAUUAGAAAGCUUUGGUCCUGUUCACAAGCGAGUCUGGGAAACAGGUUUGAUGGACAUUCCAGUCGAAAGAAAGAAUAUCAUUGUGCUUCACAUGUCUUUUGUAAAAUAUAACACAUAAUGGCUUCACGUAAGACCUUCAUUGCAUGCAGCUACCAUUAUUAUUACUCUUUUUUUUCCUAAAUGAUGUAAUUUUGUGGCAUUUUUAGUCAUUCCAGCCAUCCUUGUCAUGUAAAAUGUAUGGUUCACUGAUUUUCUCCCUAAUGAUAAUAUAUGUAAAACUAAGUUCCAAGUAUGUUACCUUGAGGGACUCCCAAGGAAGACUGGCAGUUAUGGCCAGGCUACAGGCAAAGCAAGUUCUGACUUGAUGAUGUAUGUUUACCUAUGCACUAGUCCUUUACCAGCAUACCCUACAUUCUAGCCUCCCUGGGACUUGGAAUUAUCACAUGUUUAUCAAGGAAAAGGAAAGUUAGAUAAGUUCAUUCCAAUGUAAUAAUAUGAAUGUACAUUCCUGAAUAUAUUGAUGAAAUUGAAAUAUUUUUUAAGGGAAGUACGAGAGUUACAUGUAUUUAGAACCGUAGCGAUGAAAGUAAUCAUGUUAUAGUAGAUGACAUUGAAAUGAAUGCAAGCCUGCAUCACACAUAAGUGCAAUAUGUUUGCAUAUGGAUGUUUCUUUUACCAACCCAAAAUGUAUUCAAUAUUGGGAUGAUUCAAUAUUCAAACUAUUUUGGAAGUAUUAUUUUUUCUUUGCUAGUGCCAUUAAUGCAUCUUUGACCUGACCUUAUAGUUUCCAUUUUUCAGAGUGUGCGUUAUUGGAACUACUUUUGCAUUGGCAUUCAAGUCGAAGCAUUGCAGGCCACGACACACAGAUGCAAUGUGCUGCUUAUCUGUUGCUAUUUUUGUCUUGAUAGCCUAUCACAGAAAUUAUGUUAAGGAUAUGAAUUUUUGAGCAGAAAAACUGUUGAGACUAUGAUUUGUGACUUUUAAUGAAAGUUGGCCUUUGUCCUUUUGGACCAAGUGGAAUUCAGAAGUGUGCAUUGUGCAAAGCCUAGAUUUUCGAUUACACAAAGUAGUAAAAUGUGUUUAGUGGCAAUUGGGCUAAAUAAAGAUCAAUUGAUUGGAGACAAAAUGUAAAGAGACCAUAUGGAAUGAAACUAAACAAGCAUUAGACCAACCGGGUUACAUUAGACCAAGUGGCAAUUUAAUUUUUUUUGCAUGUAACUCUAGAGUCAAACUGUGCAUUACCAAAGAUUUUUAGAUUUAGAACAGGUAAGUGAAUGGUUCUUGUUAAAUUGUGUGAAAAAAUAAUCAUUGAAGUGCCUUUAUAUAUGAAAAUUAUUUAUUCUAAUCUUUAGACAAAUAUAUUAUAAUUUGAAAUCUAAUCAAUAUAUUCACAAUUUAGUGCAAGGGAUUGAAAAAUUAGAAUAGCUUUAGAAAUCAGCAAAUUUAAUGCCUAUCAAACAAAGUAUUUAUACAUCUGCAUUUCUUGUUGCGAAACAAGUAUGCUUAAAAUGUCAGGUUUUGUCUCAUUAUAUCUUUUUUUCUUGCAGUUUCUGCAUUACAUGUGAUUUCAAUUGUUGGUGUGCUCAAUUUCAGUUAAUAUUUGAUGGCUAUGCAAUUUAGCUUGAAUAAAUGGGUCAAUCAUGGCUACGUGCAGAACGCAGAGUAGAUUGCGUCUUUCCAACCUAUGAAAGCUAAACACUGAUCAUUUGUCUCAAGUCUAAUCAAUGAUUUGUGAACUUCUAAAAUUUGUAUUACUAUCUUAUCAUUGGAGUAAUCAAUAAUAACUUCUUUGAUUAGAGA